AUGGCACAAUAUGUAGCAUCAAAUACAAAUACAAAUACGCAUUUAGGAUCACCUCCUCAACAAGGACAAGGUGUGCAAGGACAAGGAGGACACAAUAAUAAUAAUAAUAAUAAUGUAAUAUCACCAUUCUUUGGAUCACCUCCACCAGCUCUCAUCAUGACAGCUACACCUCAACAACUACAACAACAACAACAACAGCAACAACAACAACAACCUCUAUCAUUGGAGGAAAAGGUCGAUAAACUAAUUGGUCUAAACUCUGAAUUACACUCUCUUGCAACGAAUCAUAAAUCUCAAUUACAACAAUUACAACAACAACAACAACAACAAGUAUCACUUGAUCAUUUAGAUCAACAACAACAACAACAAAUGAAUAUAAAUAAUAUGAAUAUGAAUCAACAAUUAACGGCAAUUGAAUUAAUUAAUCGUGUAUAUACAAUCAAAGGAGAGAUUCAAUUAUUAUUAAGAGAGUUGUCAUUGGAAGCAACACAAAAGGGAUUGCUUACAGCUGUACCUUUUAUAGACCCUAAUUCACAGGCUGCCAAAGACCCUCUAUCGGUGGCCACCUACGACUCUCUACAAAAACAACUAACCAACGAAAUCAUCACCAAACAACAACAACUUUGGGAAGAAGCUUCCAAAGACAAAGAUAAAUUGGCUAGAAACGUUGAACGUGCAAAGAUUGCAAUUCGUAGAUCAACUUUAUUAUUGAAAUCAAAUACAUCUUUUUAUCACAAAUCAUCAUUUAGUAGUAAUAACAAUAACAAUAAUAAUAACAAUACAAACAUGUCACACUCUUUAGAACAUAUCUUAUUCAUGAAGUUAAAGAAUGAAAUGAGCGAACAAGAAAACAAUGGUUUAGUCAACAAGAUUGAACAAAUGAAAUCUACUAUUCCAGGUGUAUUGGCUAUUAACUUUGGAAAGAAUAUUGAAAUUACAAGAGGUGGUGGUUACAACUAUGGAUAUAGAGUAUUAUUAAGAGAUCCAUCUGAUUUACCAGUAUAUGCUGAUCAUCCAUUACAUAUUGAAUUCAAAGGUUUAUUAGAUGCUGUUAGAGUUGACGCUCCAAUCGUUUCUGAUUUCCUUAUUCCAAAAGUUAAUCAAUAA
Messenger RNA from Cavenderia fasciculata, 1107 nucleotides. RefSeq lists its product as uncharacterized. NCBI's taxonomy places the organism in Eukaryota, Evosea, Eumycetozoa, Acytosteliales, Cavenderiaceae. The record is from RefSeq and is a predicted model, not a curated record. The transcript has 3 exons. Bases 1 to 1107 code for a protein of 368 amino acids.